This is a messenger RNA of Prorocentrum cordatum, 2778 nucleotides long. The record is from the annotation of a GenBank genome assembly. NCBI's taxonomy places the organism in Eukaryota, Dinophyceae, Prorocentrales, Prorocentraceae.
AUGGUCGCGGCGAUGCCGAUCACGGUGGCGGGCUGCACGCACGCGACCCUGUCCAACGUGGUCAACGGCGCCUUCCGCCCCGCGGGCGCGAAUCACGGCAAGCCCGUCUACAAGAAGGACCCGACGCCGUCCUCCGCCGGCCUCAAUGUCCUGAUCUACUACUGGGACGAGCGCGACGGGCCCGAGCAGUGUGGCUGGUGGUUCGGGCCCUCGGUCGGCGGCGAGCAGGUCUGGUGCUACAACGGGGACAAGGCCUCGUACACGCCGCCCGCCGACGGCUGGAAGGUCCCCUGGGACGGGGAGGUCGACCAGACGCUCAAGAUCACGACCGGCGCCCCCGGAGCCACGCCCGCCCUCUCCGCCAUUGUGGCGCCGCCCGCCCGGGGGGGCGCCGCCAGGAUGCUGCCUCCACACCUGGCGGGCGCUGCCGCUCGGACCCCCCAGGUGGUGCUGCCGCCGCCCCACGCCCUGAGAGCAGCCCCCAUCGUCGCGCGGCCCAACCCGGCCCUGCAGGCCGCCAGCCUCGGAGGGGCGCCGGCGCAGGGCUUCCUGGCCCCCAGCGCGGACCUGCGCCAGCGCCAGGAGGAGGCGCGCCAGCGCCAGCUGGAGAAGGAGGCCGAGAUGCGGCAGCGGCAGGAGGAGCUGGCGAAGAAGCGGGCCGAGGAGGAGGCGCGGCGUCUGGAGCAGAACGCGGCGCUCGUGGUGCGGAAGGUGAUCCAGCGGUUGCGCAUCGCGACGCCCGAGAAUUUCGAGGAGCUCCGGGGCGAGCUGGAGCUGAGGCAGACGGAGGAGCUGGAGAAGAUGGGGUCCCUGGCCGAGAAGGUGAUGGAGGAGGCCGAGAAGGCGAUGCUCCAGGCGCAGGAGCGGGUGGAGAAGAUCCAGGAGAAGCGCGAGGAGGAAGCGCGCGCGGAGAUCGAGGCGGAGGAGAGGAAGAGGGCGGCGGAGGAGCUCCAGGAGCGGAUCACGGCGGAGGCCGUCGCGACAGUCGAGGAGGCCGAGAUCAAGGUUGAGCUGGCCGCCGAGCUGGGGAAGGGCGCUGGCGAGGCCGCCGGCGAGGGUGAGCCCGAGGACGCCGUCAGGCUCGUGGAGGGUGCCCAGGCCACAGAGGAUGCCGCGAACGUCGCCAAGGGGGCCCUCGACACUGCCUCCAGGGUCUUGACCGAGAAGCGUGCCGAGCUCACCCCCGAGAAAGACUACGCGGCAUUCCUGCGGGCGGAGCUGCGGCCCCUCUUCGGCCGGCUCGCGGUCGGAAGGAGGGUCGUCGAGUCUCUGAAGGAGGCCGCCGCCUCUACGAAAGCAAAGGCGGGUCGGAAGGCAGCGGCCAUCAAGAAGGAGCAGGAGCAGAAGGAGCUGUUCUCGAAGUACGAUGCGGAUGGCGACGGAGCCCUCAGCCGCGAAGAGGUGACGCAGUUCGCAAAAGGCGAGCUGGAGUUCGAUGUGGGCGAGGAGGCCCUCGACAAGAUAUUCAAGAACCUGGCGCCCAGUGGGCCGGGCGUGCCCGCGGAGAGGUUCCCCCGGCUGCGCUCCAUGCUGGCCAUCGCCAAGUCCGAGGUCUUGGCGAGAGAAAGGCGUGCCAAGGAGGAAGAGGAGGCGCGCAUCAAGGCCGAACUGGAGGCCAAAAGGAAAGAGGAGGUGGCCGCGAAGAUCGCCGAGCUGGAGAAGGCGCUGGAGCCGCUCGCCGCCGCGCUGGCCGGGGCGGAGGCCGCGUCCGCGGAGGCCGAGGAGGCCGGGAGGAAGCUGGUGCACCCGCGGACCCUGAACGACUCGAGCGCCGAGCAGCUCGUGCAGGCAAUUGCCGAUGUGGAGGCCAAGACGCAGCCCACGACGGAGGCGCUCAGGAGCACGCUGGCAAGCGCUGAUGAGUUUGAAAUCACGGUUGAGGAGGGCGACCCGGAUUCUCACGAGGAAAUCAAGAAGUGGAGAAGAGGCCAGGUCAUGAAGCUGCGAGAGAAGGGCAAGCAGGUGCAGGCUAGGCUCGACAAGGCGGCUUCACAGGUAGCCAGGGCCAGAAGUAAAGCAGCGCAGAAGGAGUACGCAACCAUGGAGGACUUGCGUAGCAAGUUCGUGCUGUCUCUGCGCGCGGGCAUGGAGAAAGAGCAGAAGUCAGCUGAGGCCGUAUUUGUCGAUGCCGCUGGCGGUGCUGACUGCAGCGAGGUGUCCCGGGAGAAGUUCCUGGCAUUCGCCGCGAGCUCAUUGCCUGGGGCCGCGCUGGAGGAGGACAGGAGUGGGCCUGCAUUCUUCAGGCAUUUGAUCGCGGGAGGCGAUGGCGAUGUCUCCAUGUCCAAGGCAACUUUCUUGGACCUGUUGAAGCUCGUCUACAGAGUGGUCAAGCCGACGGUGCUGACGGAGACUCUUUCCAUCAAGUCCAAGGCUGCCAGGAGACUGGAGGUGGGCGAGGUUGUCGAGGCGCUGGAGGGACCUACCAUGGAUGAUUCUCUUGGUAAGACCACUGGUGUCGAACGAAUCAAGUGCAAGUCUUUGCUGGAUGGUGCCACAGGCUGGGUAACGAUCGCCGGCAACCAGGGUACGAAGUUCCUGGAGCUCGGCGGUGACUGUAUGAAGUGCGUCAAGGAGACCGCGCUCACAGACGGCCUCAGUGCUGCGGACAGCAAGACUCUGCGCAAGGUUCCAGUGGGCGAGAUACUGGAGGUGUUGGAGGCUAAGGUGAAGGAUGAGUCUUCUGAUGCCAUGAGGAUCAAAGCCAGGUCGAGAGUCGAUGGGACGAUUGGGUGGGCGACAGUCGAAGGCGAUGGUCACACCUUCCUGGAGCCGUCGUGA